AUGACAGAGGUCAGGGAAGGGCCCAUGGCGUUGCCUUCCGGCUCCGUCAUCUCUGGGACAGGGGCUCAGGUCGGCCCACGUCCAGACCUGCAGGGCGGUGCUGGGAGCGCCCGGCUGGGGUCUGGUGUCCCUCCCGCGGCCCCUCACCCUUGUGUGUCUGCGGCCCCGCAGUUCCUGCGCGUCACCAAGCAGUACCUGCCGCACGUGGCGCGCCUCUGCCUGAUCAGCACCUUCCUGGAGGACGGCAUCCGCAUGUGGUUCCAGUGGAGCGAGCAGCGUGACUACAUCGACAGCACCUGGAGCUGUGGCUACCUGCUGGCCUCCUCCUUCGUGCUCCUCAACCUGCUCGGGCAGCUGACGGGCUGCAUCCUGGUGCUGAGCAGGAACUUCGUGCAGUACGCCUGCUUCGGGCUCUUCGGAAUCAUAGCGCUGCAGACCGUCGCCUACAGCAUCCUCUGGGACCUGAAGUUUUUGAUGAGGAACCUGGCCCUGGGAGGGGGCUUGCUGCUGCUGCUGGCGGAGUCCCGUUCUGAAGGGAAGAGCAUGUUUGCGGGCGUCCCCACCAUGCGCGAGAGCUCCCCCCGCCAGUACAUGCAGCUCGGAGGCAGGGUCCUGCUCGUCCUGAUGUUCAUGACCCUCCUCCACUUUGACGCCAGCUUCUUCUCGAUUCUCCAGAACAUCGUGGGCACAGCUCUGAUGAUCUUAGUGGCCAUCGGUUUUAAAACCAAGCUGGCCGCCUUGACGCUCGUGGUCUGGCUGUUCGCCAUCAACGUGUACUUCAACGCCUUCUGGACCAUUCCCGUCUACAAGCCCAUGCAUGACUUCCUGAAGUACGACUUCUUCCAGACCAUGUCGGUGAUCGGAGGCCUGCUGCUGGUGGUGGCCCUGGGUCCUGGGGGCGUGUCCAUGGACGAGAAGAAGAAGGAGUGGUGACAGCCCCCGCCUGCGAGGACCGUGGCUGCCGAGGAUGGUUCGGGUGGAUUCGACCUAACCGCCAGCAUUUAUGUAUCCUCUCCCCUUCCCUCCCUUGGUAAAGGCACAGAUGUUUUGAGAACUUUAUUCACAGACACCUGAUAACUGAUGGCCAGCCCGGCUCUGGCCCCACAGCCGGUCCCUGACCACUCGGAGCCCCAGCCUGCGGGCAGCGCCCCUUCCCCCGGCGGGGCCGUGGCUUCUCGGGGCGAGCAGCUUGGUUGGCUGUGGCCCCUCAGUCCUGUUUUUGUUUCUUUUUGGGGGCGGGGGACCUUCAAGCUGUACUGUGAGCAGAUACAUCUGUGUAUCAUUCAAAGCAGUCUCCCUCUUUAUUUUUUCUUUCAAAGUUUACGUUUUUAGCUAAAACUACUAAAUGAUUUGGGACAGCCCAGCCCAACAUCAGCACCGGGUUAAAACUGCACCCGCGGCCUCCGCGUUGUAGCCGCCCUGCGCUGCGGUACGUGAUAGGGACAGCGAAAACCGUUCAGGAAAGCCCCAAACCCAAAGGAUAAGGCAGUAUUAAGGGGCGGCUGCGGCCGCCGUUGCUGGUGAAAGGCGCUAGUCAGAACAUCGGCUCGGACUGCAGCAGCUCCGGGGUGAUACCCGGGGGCGGCUCACGGUGGGGACGGUGGUCCUCGGGGAAGCCACCUGGAGCCCGCAGGGCCCCACUGCCCAGCUAGGGGGCCCAGGGCCGGCCAGAGCGGGCUCUCAGACCAGUUACCUCACGCUGACCUGUCCCAGAGUCGCGGCUGCAGCUGGGGCCCGCGCCGCCCGGCCGCCCGGGGCCAAGGGGCUGAGGGGCCCCUCCGGCCACGCAGCCACCACCUCCUGCUCUCACGAGGCCGCUGCUUGCUCGGAUUGCCUACUCGCUCUGCUGAACGCAGCCCAAAUUACUUUUUACGAUUUGUGAUGCCUUACCGAUUGGAUCUUGAUCCUGUAUUUAAAGUUUCUAACAUUGCCUUA
This is a messenger RNA of Vicugna pacos (alpaca), 1935 nucleotides long. RefSeq names its product surfeit 4 (gene SURF4). Gene Ontology annotation, biological process: Golgi organization. The record is from RefSeq and is a predicted model, not a curated record. Gene Ontology annotation, cellular component: endoplasmic reticulum; endoplasmic reticulum-Golgi intermediate compartment; membrane. NCBI's taxonomy places the organism in Eukaryota, Metazoa, Chordata, Mammalia, Artiodactyla, Camelidae.